This is a messenger RNA of Stylonychia lemnae, 867 nucleotides long. The record is from the annotation of a GenBank genome assembly. NCBI's taxonomy places the organism in Eukaryota, Ciliophora, Spirotrichea, Sporadotrichida, Oxytrichidae.
AUGUUUGCCUAGAGAGCACUCUUUAUCAUAUUAUCUUGCUAUCUCUCUUUUCUGAAUUCCUAAUAGGAAGCAUCACAGGAUAAAUUAAAUUCAACGAAUGGUGAAGAUAUUGAUCCUCUAAUAAAUGCUUUGAAAAAGGUUUCUAUUUAAUAUCCUGAUUAGAAAAUAGCAUUGUUGGAUAUAGGAGCAAAUCUUGGAUGGUUCACAUUUAUCGCUGCUUCACUUGAUUACAAUGUAAUUGCAUUUGAACCAUAUGAGCCUAACUAUAAGGCUAUAGAGUAUGCAAUGUGUCUUAACUAAAAUGUAAGCAAUCUCAUUUAACUAGAGAAAUUCGCCUUAGGUACUAAAAAUGAGAGUUGCAAUUUAUAUUCACAUGACUAUAAUACAUAAAAUGGAAUUAUUAGAUGCGGUGAUGAUAUUAAUGACCAUUCUAAAUUACUUGACGUUUCUAUAGUUUUAUUUAGAUAGGAGGUACCUAUAAGAACCUUAGAUUCGUAUUCGAAAACCAUAUCACCUAAUAUUAAGAUUGGAGUCUUAAAAAUUGAUGUUGAAGAGUUUGAAUAUGAUGUGCUUUUGGGAGGGAAAACUUUUCUGAAAGAUCAUAAAAUACCUUAUAUUGUAUAAGAAUAUAGUCUAAUAAGUUAUGGCGCUAAUUAAGAAGACCAUUUUAACAUAUUUAAAGACUUGGGGUAUGUAGCAAGGCUGACAGGAUUUAAUGGAUAGGAGUUCUAAACUUUCAAUGAACUAAAAGCGAAAAUAAUAUCAUUGGUAGGAUAUCGCUAAAUUGAGCUAUUUUUUGUUCUCAGCACAUUUGAAAGCUAGUGUGUGGGCUCGAAUCCUGAUGAAACUUGCAAUAGCUACCAAUGA